This is a messenger RNA of Balaenoptera ricei (Rice's whale), 3995 nucleotides long. It is a transcript of the gene TMEM175, whose product is annotated as transmembrane protein 175. The record is from RefSeq and is a predicted model, not a curated record. The coding region runs from base 1545 to 2798 and encodes 417 amino acids. Gene Ontology annotation, cellular component: lysosome; endosome. The transcript has 9 exons. NCBI's taxonomy places the organism in Eukaryota, Metazoa, Chordata, Mammalia, Artiodactyla, Balaenopteridae. Gene Ontology annotation, molecular function: proton channel activity; potassium ion leak channel activity.
GGACAGUCUGCAGUGUCUGGUGUGCGGGCGAGGGUCCAGGAGGCGCAGGCCCCGAGCUCGAGGCCGGGCUCCGCUCGGGCGUACCUGGCUGGGAGGGCCAGGCCGUCCGCCGCGUCCCCCAGCGAUGCCAUCCAGCCCCGGUGCCCUCGCGCUGAGCCCUGAGAAAGGCAGGAGCGCCUGGAGGCUGGCGCGGACUGUGGCGGCCGGCGUCGCGGGGAAGCUCCCUGGGCUGUCUGUCCGUCACGCUGGCGUGCCCCUCAGAGCAGGUGCUUGGGGAGCAGAGGGUGGCCGGCCUGCCGGGCGUGGGCCUGCGCCAUGAGCAGGGAGGUGAGUGGGAAACGAGGUUUUUCCAUUGCUAGUCAGUUUGGAAUAUUUCCAUUUUAUAAGUAAAAUAGCCACACAUCGCAGCACCUCAGAAACUGGACGUGAUUCCGGGAGACGUUCGGAGUUCGUGGGCGUGUGUGUGUGCGAGCACAGCUCUCUGGGCCCCUCACGUCGAGCACGGGUCACCUCUGGGCUCCAGGAUGCACAGUGCUGGCCCAGGACGUGUGGCCGUGGUCUGGCUGCAGCCCAACCAGCACACUUAGCCUGGACACUGCCGGGAGUCACCUGCGGGAGGUGAUAUCGCUACUUCUCGUAGGGUUUGGAUGAGAAUUAAACAGAAAUGAUGGUCGAGCCUGACCUUGGCAACUGGCACCUGGCGCGGUGAGCAAAGGGCCCCGUGCAGCUUCCUCUGCUCCGGGGUACCCCCUCCCCAAAGGGGGCCUGGGGGCUGCGCUCCGGCCAAGCUCAGGAAAGCCGUGUGCCCACCGGGGGCCUCGACGCUCUCCUGGCUGUGCCUGCUCCAGAACCUUCUGGGGCCCUUGGUGCCACCAGUCUCAGAACAGGGUGGUGAGUGUGCACGUGAGAUGCGGGGGGUGAUGGGAUGCGCGGGCCUGGAGCUCCUUGCCUCUCUGCGGUCGGGGUCGUGACCUCCGUUGACCCACGAGAGGGCUCUGAGCCAGAAGGUUCCGCAGUGGCAGGGAGACUCCUUCAGGGAAGGCGCCGAGGACCCUCCUGACACGAAGGAGAAGGUUCAUCAAGGCCAGAGGACCCAGGGAUCUGGAAACGGUGCUGCUCGUGUGGUCUCAGACGACCAGCAGACACGGGCAAGGCACCGGUUUUGCAUGUGGAGUUUUUGCUGACGAAGCUUAAACCCUCCCCCGGCCUGGGGGCCCAGCUUCCCGUGCAGCCCAUCACCUGGCGUCCAGACACCGCGGCCCUCUCGCCAGGCCUCGCAGUUGCUUCGGGAUCACUUACCCGGCGACGCCGUGACUUCGUGUGGCUGCACGGCCUGUGGCCACCCCGCCGGGAUCCUGGGAGAGGCUCGACGAAUCCUCUCUGCCUCCAGAGCUGGCAUUUCGGGGGGCCUGCCAUGUUGGGAAGAUGGGGAGCCUCCGGAGGGGCCUCAGGGACAGCCCGGGACUGAGCCUGAGCCUUGGUGGGGGGAGGAGUUUGACAAGAGUGUCCAGAAACUUCUAGCCACGAGGAUCGCUGUGUACCUGAUGACCUUCCUCAUCGUGACCGCGGCCUGGGCGGCACAUACGAGAUUGUUCCAAGUUGUUGGGAAAAUAGACGAUACGCUUGCCCUGCUUAACCUGGCCUGCAUGAUGACCAUCACCUUCCUGCCGUUCACGUUUUCCUUGAUGGUGGCCUUCCCCGAGGUGCCUCUGGGCAUUCUCCUGUUCUGUGUGUGUGUGAUGGCCGUCGGGGCCGUGCAGGCGCUGAUCGUGGUCUACGCCUUCCACUUCCCCCACCUGCUGAGCCCCCAGAUCGAGCGCUCGGCCCACCGGGCCCUCUACCGGCAGCACAUCGUGGGCAUCAUUCUCCGGGGCCCGGCGCUGUGCUUGGCUGCGGCCGGCUUCUCCCUCUUCUUCUACCCAGUGUCGUACCUGCUGAUGGCGACAGUCAUCUUCCUGCCCUACGUCAGCAAGGCCGCCGGCUGGUGCAGAGCCAGGCUUGUGGGCCCCAGGGAGCCCCCGGCUCGCAGCCUGGAGAUCUUCACCUUCGACCUGCACGAGCCGCUCAGCAAGGAGCGGGUGGAGGCCUUCAGCGACGGGGUCUACGCCAUUGUGGCCACGCUGCUCAUCCUGGACAUCUGUGAGGACAACGUCCCGGACUCCAAGGACGUGAAGGAGAAGUUCCACGGCAGCCUAGUGGCAGCGCUGGGUGCAUCCGGGCCGCACUUCCUGGCCUACUUCGGCUCCUUCGCCACGGUGGGCCUGCUCUGGUUCGCCCACCACUCGCUCUUCCUGCACAUCCGCAAGGCCACGCAGCCCAUGGGGCUGCUCAACACGCUCUCGCUGGCCUUCGUGGGCGGCCUGCCCCUGGCCUACCAGCAGACGUCGGCCUUCGCGAGGCGGCCCCACGACGAGCUGGAGAGCGUACGAGUCAGCUGCGCCAUCAUCUUCUUCGCCAGCAUCUUCCAGUUCGCCAUCUGGACCACGGCGCUGCUGCAGGAGGGGGAGACGCUGCAGCCGUCGGCGCGGUUCGGGGGCCGGGAGCACGCGUUCAUGUUCGCCAAGCUCGUGCUGUACCCCUGCGCCAGCCUGCUGGCCUUCGCCUGCUCCUGCGUGCUGAGCAGGUUCAGCACGGCCAUCUUCCACGCCAUGCAGAUCGCCGUGCCCUUCGCCUUCCUCGUGUCGCGGCUGCUGGUGCGCCUGGCGCUGGCCGGCCUGCGGGGCCUGCGGGGCCUGGCCCGGCCGGCGCCGGGGGCCGCGGACGACGCGCAGUCCCCGCUCCUCCCUGCUCCCUGCUAGCGUGGCCCCGGCCCCCGCCUGAGGUCCGAGUGUCCGGCGGGUGGCCCGGCCUCAGGUUUUGUCUUCCUUGUGAAGUUUCAUGCUCUACUUCAGCCCCUCAGAUUGUCUUCCACUGUUGCAGAGAAGAGUCUCGCAGGAGCGUCACUGUGUCCCACGUGCCUGUUGUCUGCCUCGACCAAGUGGAGAUGAGCCGCGGGGGGCCGCAGGCGGCGGGUGGUUCCGUGGCAGCUGGGGCCGCAGCCCCGUGGUGGGUGUGGGUGUGCGACGUGGCCCCGGGUCCUCAACAGGCAGCACGUCCUGCAACUCAGCCCGCGUCCCGCGGGCAGAGGGCCCUGGCAGCUGCUGGGCUGCCCAACCGGCCCCCACAUCCCAGCCCUCCUCCCCCAACACACUGGCCUCAGGCACAGACGCAGGAGACGGCAGCAGGACAGGAUGCCCAGACUAUAUUUGUCCCAGAUAUAAAUUACGGUCACCUUCAGGUGAUAAGUUACACACGAGGGAGGGGUGCAGAGCCCACACAGCCCCUCCGGGCGCACACACUCGCUUACUCACAGAGGACACGUCCACCUGAACCACAAUUUACAAGACAGUUCCUAUCGACCGACGGGGCCCGCAAAGCAAAAGCUAAUGCCGCCCCCGGGGACGCAAACCUGGGGGACACACACCAGCUACUAGAGGCACGUGGCGAGGACGGGCCGCCACCCACGGCUGUUCCGAUGCACGUGUCUGGGCAGUUUUGGCACAAGCUUGGUGGGUACAGGGCUGGGCAGGGCCGUGUCUGAGGUUGAGGCCGAAUGUCAGGGCAAGGCCACCACCCAGGGUGCGAGGGCCCAGCGGCAAGACAGCGCCAAAGGCAAAGAGACCAGACAAUCAGGAGAGGGGCUUGUGGACCCUUCUCUGGGGGUUUGGGGGCUCCCAGGCAGCUGGGGUCGGGCUCUUCAGGGGGCCAAGUCGGGAAUCUGGGCCGGCUAAACUCGGGGGCUCUGUGGUAGGGGCUCUGCGAGUGGCCCGCCAGACAGCCACGUCUGCAUCCUGCGUCGCCAAGUCUCCACGUGGAGAAGCACGGAGACCAUACGAGUCCCGUCUGCCCAGCAGCGGACACGGCACCCGUGUGCUGACUGUCUGCGAGUGGGAGGCCGAGUGCCGCGAUGAUCGUGUGCCGCGUCGACCUUGCUGAUUAAAGCCGCUCCCGCUGCA